AUGUUAAAAUAUAUAUAUAUAUAUAUAUAUGGUUCCCAGACAACAACAGACCAGCGCCUCUGUAUCUCUCUCUUCAGCGUUUCUCUCUACCUCUCCCAUUAUACUGCCUCUGCCACUCCGCUGCUCUUCUCCCCUCCCUCUCUCACCGCCCUCCACCAGCCGUGCCUCCGCCACUCCUCCUCACGGUCGCCGACAGCUGGAGCAUCGAUUGCAAGCUCUCUCUCUCUCUGUGCAGUUCGCAUUUUGACACAAAAUCUAGCUGCUUUUCUUAGCAUUGCAUUACCAAGUCUGCUAGCAAGUGUCAUGACUAUUGCUGCUGAUACAAGUGGAUCUCCAACUAGGCUUCAGUUAGGUUCAGUAACGUCAGGGAAAGAAGACAUUGGAAAUUAUACUGGUAUAUGCAUCAUUGUAGCUACUUUGGGAGUUGCAGAUGGCCAUGUUCAAGGAGGGAUGGUUGGAGACCUAUCCUUCAUGUGCCCUACAUUCAUCCAAGUAAGCCUUUCAAAGUGUAUUAUUUCUUUCAAGUUAAUUAUAUUUAGGAAGACUUACGUGUAGAUCUUAAUAGGUAGACUUAUUAUCCAAUAGAUCAUAUGAUAAGUAAGCCUUUCAAAGUGUAUUAUUUCUUUCAAGUUAAUUAUAUUUAGGAAGACUUACGUGUAGAUCUUAAUAGGUAGACUUAUUAUCCAAUAAGUCAU
Molecule: messenger RNA, 695 nt
Organism: Camellia sinensis
Lineage: Eukaryota; Viridiplantae; Streptophyta; Magnoliopsida; Ericales; Theaceae
Source: RefSeq, a predicted model, not a curated record